AUGCGUCCCGACGCCAUUUCUCUUCUCGCGGCUUUCCUCGCCGUGGGAGGCUUGGAGGUGGUGGCUGCCCAGGAUGCUGCCGACGCGAACGUGGAACGACCGCGCUGGUACUUCCCUCGCGAGGUGAAGCGAACGAUUCGCAACAACCGUAGCUUCAACCCCGAUGCCGGUUCACUCAUCGACAACGUGUUCGAAAACCUUGUGACCCAAGGCUCUUCCUCCCAGCCCGAGAUCACUCCUACACCAGAGCCCUUGUCCACCCCCGCCGCGGCUGAGUCCCAGAAGGGACAGGAAGUUGUUGUUGUGACCAUCUCCGUCGACCCCAAGAACCCUGAGAUCACCCACCGUAUCACAGGUACCACAACAAUUGGUGGCGAGCCGACCGCGACAACAACCACAACCACCAAGAAGACUGAUGGAUCAAGCACGGAUAACAACGUCCAGAAGAACUCCGAGGUCCCCUCCACCGAUGCCGACACCACGAGCCAGCAGCAGUCUGCUACCGACUCGGUUGCCAAGGCCUCUACCACGGCCUCUCCCUCGACUGCGGCUUCCUCUGACGGUGGCCUUCUCGGUGCAGUAGGCUCUGGUCUGUCUUCUAUUGGAGAUGACCUCGGCCUGACUGAUUCAACCAGCAGCUCCGCUGCUGUGACACCGGCCGCCGCUACCGAUUCAUCGGCCCAGGCCUCUACUGCGCCGUCUUCUACACCCUCUACCACAGCCGCUACCACAGCUACGUCUUCGUCGAACGGCGGCCUCCUUGGUGUUGUAGGCUCUGGUCUGUCUUCUCUCGGAGAUGAUCUUGGCCUGACCGAUUCGACCAGCAGCUUCGCUUCUGUGACCCCGGCUGCCACUACCGACUCCUCGGUUGCAAAUGCCUCUACCACGGCCUCCCCUUCGGCUUCAGCUUCCUCUAACGAUGGUCUUCUCGGUGCAGUAGGCUCUGGUCUGUCUUCCCUUGGGGACGAUCUUGGCCUGGGUGGCUCAACUAGCAGCUCUGCUUCUGCUCUAACCUCAACCCCGGCCACUCUCACUGACUCAUCAGCUGCCAAGGCCUCUAGCACUCCUCUUUCUACUUCUGAGGGUCUUCUUGGUGGACUAGGCGCUGGUCUGUCUUCCCUCGGAGACGACCUUGGCCUUGGUGGCUCGACCAGCAGCCUCGCUUCUGCAACUCCCAGUGCCAGUAGCCCCAAGGAAAGCUCGACCGCAAGCUCAGGAACCGACCUCCUUGGUAUGUUACUGGGUGACAACUCUUCUUCCGGAAACAGCACCAUUGCCACUGCGUCUAACUCUAGCAUGCUGCCCACAAUCCCAGCCAGCGUCCCAGCCUCUGCCACGACCUCAGUCUCGGCUUCGACCACCCCUACCUCUUCUGGCGAUUUGCUUGGUGGUAUCGUGUCCGGCGUGGAUUCUCUGCUCGGCAUCACCCCCACAGGAACCGGCAGUAUUGCCUUGAUCCCGACUGCGUCGAUGCCCGCUGGUAGCCUUUUGCCGUCCAAGUCGACUGCUCUCAUUCCUGGAUUUGGUACUACCACCAGUGGAGGUGUCCCAACACCGACCAACUCCAUUGGAUCGGUUCCUGUUCCACACUCGCCUGGUGCGGACUCUACCUCUGAGUCCGCGACUGCCUCUGCCCCUGGCACUGGUACCACAUCCGGCUCUGUCCCUGGUAGCGGAUCUUCCGAGACCCCCAAGGUUCCGACACCCACUUCACACCCUGCCUCCACUCCCCUUCCUCAGACAACGGAGGUGAGCACGACCAAGACCGCUGUGGAGCCCCAGACCACCGCAACUGAGACUCCCUUGCCAUCCACCUCCAACGACAACGACUGGAUGCCAUCGACCAUUCUCAUUAUGCCUACCGUCGCCACAACCCACACCACAACUUCUGGUCAGACCGACAUGCCCCAGGCAACCUCCCUCCCUGGUUCUAUCACACCAUCGAACGAGAUUACCGAGGCUCCAUCUGACUCGACUCUGCUCCAGUUGGGUUUCAAUGGUCAGCUGCCAUGGUCCUUUGUGGCAACGACUCCUCUGUCGUCGUCCCAGAUCUUCAACUACACCCCGCAGGCCAUUGAAAACGCUUUGCCCACUCUCGCUGCCAAGGACUAUCCCGUCAUGUUCUCGCUUGAACCUUACUACAACUGGCAAGCUACCGGUUACAACGCCACCCUUGCCAUCUUCUAUUUCCCCCGUGAUAAGGUCGAGGCUUUGAGAGCCCUGAAGGUCAAUCCUAAGUCUGCUCUCUACAACCAGGCUAGUGAAUCCAUCCAGUCGUUGAUGACUAUGGUUGACCCCACGAUCCCUCUGGAAUUCUCUGGCAACUACCCUUCCAGUGGUGACGGAUCGUCCUCUGGAAACACCGACAGCGGCAACAAUGAUGGCACCGAUGGUGGCAGCAACAACAACAGUGAUGGCUCCGCCAGCAGCUCCAAGACCAAGGCCAGCUCCGUUGGCAUUGGUGUCGGUGUCGUUGCCGGUGCUGCCGCUUACGGUGCCGGUAUGUUCUGGGUCGCUCGUCGUUACCGCAAGAGAAAGCAGCUGCACCAGCGCUCUAGCUCGACUGUCGAGCAGAUGAGCCAGGGUGGCUCCGCAGCCGGCUCGGUUUUCGCCGCCGGUGGUCGCACAUCCCCCAGUCAGAACAGCCGCGGUACUGCUCGCUCUCAAAUGAUCAGUGCCCCUGUCAUGGCCGAAAACUCUUUGGGAUGGAACUAG
This is a messenger RNA of Penicillium antarcticum, 2715 nucleotides long. RefSeq names its product putative mucin family signaling protein Msb2. The transcript has a single exon. Gene Ontology annotation, molecular function: osmosensor activity. The record is from RefSeq and is a predicted model, not a curated record. NCBI's taxonomy places the organism in Eukaryota, Fungi, Ascomycota, Eurotiomycetes, Eurotiales, Aspergillaceae. Bases 1 to 2715 code for a protein of 904 amino acids. Gene Ontology annotation, biological process: hyperosmotic response; establishment of cell polarity; fungal-type cell wall organization. Gene Ontology annotation, cellular component: plasma membrane; site of polarized growth; extracellular region.